CCGAACCACACGAGAGAGAGAGAGAGAGAGAGAGAGAGAGAGAAAGAGAGAGAGAGAGAGGAGCUCGUAUACGAGCCUGAAAUUUCUUCUUCGCCUUUAGCAUUCAUGGAGUUUGAAUUACCGACGGUGAUUUAUCAGAACUAUCAUCUUCUUGUUUCCGCCGUUGCUUUGAUAUUAGGCUUUGCUUUGUUGUACGGUUUGAGGUCGAAUGUGAAAGCGCGUCGUAAAUCGGAGGAGAUUGGGAGGAAAUAUAGUAAGAGCUCCGGCAACGAUGGAUUGCCGGUGCCGAAGACUGAUGAAAGCACUGACGUCAUUAUUGUUGGAGCCGGUGUUGCUGGUGCUGCUCUUGCUUGUACACUUGCCAAGGACGGUCGUCGAGUGCAUGUGAUUGAAAGGGACUUGACUGAGCCAGAUCGAAUAGUAGGUGAACUUCUACAACCAGGAGGCUAUUUAAAACUGAUGGAGUUGGGUCUUGAAGAUUGUGUGGAUGGAAUUGAGGCUCAACAAGUUUUUGGCUAUGCCAUUUAUAUGGAUGGUAGAAACACCAAACUCUCUUAUCCUUUGGAAAAAUACGACGCCAAUAUAUCUGGAAGAAGCUUUCAUAACGGACGUUUUAUUCAACAGAUGAGGGAGAAAGCUGCAUCUCUUUCAAAUGUUAAACUGGAACAAGGGACUGUAACUUCAUUGCUCGAGAAAGAUGGAACAGUCGAAGGGGUGUGUUACAAAAGCAAGGAUGGGCAAGUGAUGACUGCAUACGCACCUCUCACCAUUGUUUGUGAUGGUUGCUUUUCCAAUCUACGUCGCUCUCUCUGCAAGCCUAAGGUAGAUGUGCCAUCUUGCUUUGUGGGUCUGGUGUUAGAGAACGUUGAUCUUCCAUAUGCAAACCAUGGACAUGUUAUCCUCGCGGACCCUUCACCCAUCUUGUUUUAUCCAAUUAGUAACACGGAGGUUCGUUGUUUGGUUGAUGUCCCUGGACAAAAGGUACCCUCCAUUUCCAAUGGUGAAAUGGCCAACUAUCUCAAAACUGUAGUAGCUCCACAGAUUCCACCUGAAUUAUAUAACGCCUUUGUGGCAGCAGUUGAUAAAGGAAACAUAAGAACAAUGCCAAACAGAAGCAUGCCAGCAGAUCCGCAGCCCACUCCAGGUGCACUUCUAAUGGGAGACGCAUUUAACAUGCGACACCCGUUAACCGGUGGAGGAAUGACAGUUGCUUUAUCAGAUAUAGUUCUUCUUCGUGACCUUCUCAGGCCGUUACGUGAUCUCAGCGAUGCGCCUACACUUUUGAAUUAUCUUGAGUGCUUCUACACUCUUCGGAAGCCUGUAUCAUCGACAAUAAACACGUUGGCAGGUGCUUUGUACAGAGUAUUUUGUGCAUCGCCUGAUCCAGCCAGGAAAGAAAUGCGCAACGCUUGCUUCGAUUAUCUGAGCCUUGGAGGCAUCUGCGCAGAAGGACCAAUCUCUUUACUUUCCGGACUCAACCCACGCCCACUGGUCCUGUUUUGUCAUUUCUUCGCUGUGGCUAUCUACGGUGUUGGCCGUUUGCUUAUCCCAUUCCCUUCACCAAAACGAUUAUGGCUCGGGGCUAGACUCAUCUCGGGUGCAUCUGGGAUCAUCUUCCCAAUUAUCAAGUCUGAAGGGGUUAGGCAAAUGUUCUUCCCUGCAACACUUCCAGCAUACUACAGAGCUCCUCAAGUUGCUUGACAUUAUCUGGUUAGAUCAUCAUCGAUCUUGAUCUCGAUCCCGAUCCUUAUAAAUAAAAUGUUUUUUGAAAUGUAUUUUGUAAUUAUUGUCCAUGAAAUGGCGUAUACCUUCCCUUUUUUAUUUUUUUAUAAAUGUAUGAAUCAUAAAUACUUUCUUUAAAUUUGCAAAUUGCAACUAAUUAAUGUGAUGGCCUGUUUUUUAAGCUAA
Cynara cardunculus var. scolymus (artichoke) is the source of this 1908-nucleotide messenger RNA. RefSeq names its product squalene monooxygenase-like. Gene Ontology annotation, biological process: sterol biosynthetic process. Gene Ontology annotation, cellular component: membrane; endoplasmic reticulum. The record is from RefSeq and is a predicted model, not a curated record. Gene Ontology annotation, molecular function: squalene monooxygenase activity; flavin adenine dinucleotide binding. Lineage: Eukaryota; Viridiplantae; Streptophyta; Magnoliopsida; Asterales; Asteraceae. The transcript is spliced from 8 exons. Bases 106 to 1701 code for a protein of 531 amino acids.